This is a messenger RNA of Sclerotinia borealis F-4128, 1065 nucleotides long. NCBI's taxonomy places the organism in Eukaryota, Fungi, Ascomycota, Leotiomycetes, Helotiales, Sclerotiniaceae. The record is from the annotation of a GenBank genome assembly.
AUGGCAUCCAGCAAGCCCCUCGUCCUAGUGAUUGGAGGCACCGGAGUCCAAGGCAUUCCCGUCGUCAAAGAACUAGCCCAAGACGGCGCCUACAACAUCCGUCUCAUAACCCGCCGAGCCAACUCCCAACACGCACAAGAGCUCGCCCAGCUCCCCGGAGUAACCAUCAUCGAAGGCGACAUCUACUCCGAGAGCGAUCUCCACAAAGCCUUCUCAGGUUGCACGCACGCAUUCGUCAACACCAACGGCGGGGCCAUCGGCGAAAAAUCCGAAAUAUAUUGGGGCAUCCGAUAUUUCGAGCUCGCACGCACGCACAAGUUGCAGCAUUUCUUGUACUCCAGUCUGGAAUAUUCACUCAAAAUCUCAGAUUUCGAUAAUGAUUACAGAGAUGGACAUAUGGAUGCGAAAGCCAAAGUGGCGGAUUGGAUUAGCGUGCAGGAUAAGAAGAAGAUGAAGUGGAGUGUUUUGACAAGCUGCUUAUAUAUGGAGAUGUUGAAUGAGAUGUUAGCUCCUCAUCCUGAUAAGGAGGAUCCGGAAGUUUUGGCGUUUAGUGCGCCGUUAGGUCCGAGGGGAAGUGCACCGUUGAUUGCGUUGGAGGAUUUUGGUAAGUAUGCUAGAUGGAUUUUUGACCAUCCGGAAAAGAGCAAUGGGCUUAAUCUCCAUGUUGCUUCUCAGGAAGUUGUUUGGGCUGAUAUACCUGCUGCGUUUACUGAGGUCACUGGGAAGAAAACAGUGUAUAGGGAUGUGACGUUGCAGGGCUGGUUCGAUCUCGGGAUAUUCCCAGAUCCGGAUGCGAAGUUUGGACAUAGUGCUCCUGGGGAUGAAGGAACGUUGCAGACGUAUCGGGAGAAUUUUGGGGGCUUCUGGAACUUUUGGAAGAGUGGCAGAGUGAGAAAGGAUUGGGUUCUGAUGGACGAGAUUUUGCCGGGGAGAAUCAGGUCUGUGGGGGAGUGGAUGAAAAAGAGCAGGUAUGAUGGAAACAUUAAGCCCUUACUGCAUGAUUACCAUGGCCCCGAAAGAAGCUUUGGAAAGGGCAUGAAGUUUGAUACCGCGUCGCGAUCUUAG